UCUUUGUAAUUAAUGUAAGGGAUUAGUUGACUUGGUCAGAUGAUGUAGCUCGUUAAGUAUGUCAAGAGAUUUGUGGUUUCUGAUUUGUAUAUAAAGUCGGAAAUACAAGCUAGGGUCACUUAAGUUUUCUUUUGUCUUCAAUAAUCUACAAAAUGAAAAACUUGUUUGUUCUUUUGUUGGUCGUUCUGGUAGCUACAGUCACUGCUAAAAAGGGAUGGAAACUCCGACAGCGACAACGGUGCAAAUAUGAUAAAGGUGUCUGGAGUGAAUGUGACACAACAACAAAUACCGUCAGCAGAGUUUUGAAUCUAAAAUCCGGCGAGGAAGGAUGCCAACAGACACUGAACCAAAGUAUAACAUGCGAUAGGUUUGAAAGGCUACAAGCAUGGAAAGUAAAAAAGAGGAAAGUAGAAGAGAACGGCAGGGAAUGAAACAACAAAGAAAAGACCAAAAACAAGAGAUGAAAAAGAAUAAAAAGCUUGUAAAAAUGCAACUUAAAAAAUGUCGCUAUGACCACAGUGACUGGAGUAUAUGUGAUCAAGCAACAAAUACAGUAACCAGAAAUUUUACUUUGAGAGAAGGAGAACAGGAUUGUGAACAAUCACAUACGAUCACCAUAACUUGUGACAAAUUUAACAGAAUACAGGCAUGGAAAGCAAAGAAAAUGGACCGUAAACAGAAAAGAAAGGACGAAAAACUGCAAAUGAAGCAAGAAAGAAAAAAGAAAAGAAAGCUUGUCAAAGAACAAAGACUUAAAUGCAAGUACGACAAGGAAAACUGGAGUGAAUGUGAUAAAACAACAUACACAGUAACCAGAGUUUUGACAUUAAGGGAUGGAGAAGAAGAAGAAUGCGAGCCAACAGUAAUUGUUACCAUUUCAUGUAGAAAGUUUGAGCGUAUUCAACACUGGAAAGCAAGAAAAAUAGAGCGCAAGAAUGACAAGAAGGAGAAGAAAAUGUUUAUUAAAGAACAGAAAAAUAUUUGGAAAGAAAAUAAAAAGAUAGUCAAAGAACAGCGUAGACUCGGAUGCAGUUUUGAUGUUACCUUCAGUGAAUGUGAUCCUAUAUCCAACAUGGUUACAAAAUCGUACAUACCAACAACAGAUGACAAUUCAUGUGAAAACAGGUCAUUUAAAUAUUCAUGUGAUUUGCAUGAAAGAUUAAUGGAAAAGAAGAGAAAACGUCAAGACAAAAGAGCUAACAGAAAAAUUUACAGGAAGGAGUUUAGGCAGCAGAGGCUUCGGAUUUGAACUAAAGACUAUAAAGUAUGAUCAAGAAUAAUUCCAAUUUUCAUCAUGACUACAAUGUAUUACGACUGAGAGAUAUGGUUCAAUCCUGCGCCAAAUUAUUUUCUAAACAUAUUAAAGUUACAGAAAAAAAGCUGUCUGGGCAGUUCUGUGGUUCCUUCCAACUUUUGUUGGAUAAUUUUUAGAAAUCUAGAGAAACUGAAGAAAACACCCAUUUUCCGUUGCUAUUUUUAAAUCAUGACUUACUUUUUAAUAAAUAUGGUACAAAAGCUGUU
This is a messenger RNA of Mytilus californianus (California mussel), 1521 nucleotides long. Its product is annotated as golgin subfamily A member 6-like protein 2. NCBI's taxonomy places the organism in Eukaryota, Metazoa, Mollusca, Bivalvia, Mytilida, Mytilidae. The transcript has 5 exons. Gene Ontology annotation, biological process: mesoderm morphogenesis. The record is from RefSeq and is a predicted model, not a curated record. Gene Ontology annotation, molecular function: growth factor activity; heparin binding. Gene Ontology annotation, cellular component: extracellular region. The coding region runs from base 386 to 1249 and encodes 287 amino acids.